GCUGUUGCCGCGGUAACGGCAGCCAUGGAGGGCGGCGGGCGGCCCUCGGCCACGCAGGCCGCGUUGCUGGCAGCCAGCACGGCGCUCACCGCCCUCUUUUACUCCGUGUACCGGCAGAAGGCCCGCGUCGCCCGCGGCUUGGAGGGCGCCAGGAGGCUCCGGCUGGAUGGGGACCUGCGAGCGGUGCUGCUGGAAGCUCCGGGGCGAUGCGUGCCCUACGCUGUGAUCGAAGGUGUGGUCAGGUCCGUGAAGGAGACCCUGAGCAGCCAGUUUGUGGAGAACUGCAAGGGAGUGGUCCAGAGGCUGACACUGCAGGAGCACAAAAUGGUGUGGAACCGAACCACCCACCUCUGGAACGAUUAUGAAAAGAUCAUCCACCAGAGAACCAACACCACCCCCUUCCAGCUGGUCCCUCAGGAGGAAGGUGGUGACAUCGCUGUACGGGUGAUGAAGCCUCUGGAGGCUGCAGAGCUCAGCCUGGAGACCGUGUACGAGAAGUUCCACCCCUCGGUCCAAUCCUUCACCGACGUCAUCGGGCACUACAUCAGCGGAGAGCGCCCCAAGGGCAUCCAGGAGACAGAGCAGAUGCUGAAGGUGGGGGCGACACUGACGGGGGUGGGGGAGCUGGUGCUGGACAACACCACCCUCAAGCUGCAGCCCCCCAAGCAGGGGAUGCCUUACUACCUCAGCGGGGGGGAUUUCGACUCUUUGCUGCAAAAACACGAAUCCAGCGCCCGCUUUUGGAAAAUCCUCACCCUCCUCUUUGGCUUCGCCACCUCCGCCCUCCUCCUUUACCUCCUCCGCAAGCAGUUCCGGCAGCACCGCCAGAGGCGCCAGCUCAGGCAGAUGCAGGAGGAGUUCCGGCAAGCCCAGGAACGCCUGCUGAGGGAAGCGACCGCCGAAGGGCUGGGAGGGGAGACGCUCAAAAACGCCUGCGUCAUCUGCCUCGGCAACACCAAAUCCUGCGUCUUCCUGGAGUGUGGCCACGUCUGCUCUUGCACGGAGUGCUACCGAGCUCUGCCCGAGCCCAGGAGGUGCCCCAUCUGCCGGCAGCCCAUCGCCAGGGUGGUGCCUUUGUACAACAGCUGAACUUUAGUACCCUCCGGAAAGCUUUUGUUUGGUUUUUUUUUUUGGAAUUAAAGCUGCCUCUGGGGAA
Calypte anna (Anna's hummingbird) is the source of this 1156-nucleotide messenger RNA. RefSeq names its product mitochondrial E3 ubiquitin protein ligase 1 (gene MUL1). Gene Ontology annotation, molecular function: ubiquitin-protein transferase activity. The record is from RefSeq and is a predicted model, not a curated record. Bases 25 to 1089 code for a protein of 354 amino acids. Gene Ontology annotation, cellular component: mitochondrion. Lineage: Eukaryota; Metazoa; Chordata; Aves; Apodiformes; Trochilidae. The transcript has 4 exons. Gene Ontology annotation, biological process: protein ubiquitination; organelle organization.